Messenger RNA from Bipolaris zeicola 26-R-13, 3093 nucleotides. RefSeq lists its product as uncharacterized. Gene Ontology annotation, cellular component: catalytic step 2 spliceosome. The record is from RefSeq and is a predicted model, not a curated record. The coding region runs from base 1 to 3093 and encodes 1030 amino acids. The transcript has a single exon. Gene Ontology annotation, molecular function: protein binding. NCBI's taxonomy places the organism in Eukaryota, Fungi, Ascomycota, Dothideomycetes, Pleosporales, Pleosporaceae. Gene Ontology annotation, biological process: RNA processing; negative regulation of RNA catabolic process; regulatory ncRNA-mediated post-transcriptional gene silencing.
AUGAGUGCAAACACCUCGAGUUUCGCGAGCUUCCGGCCAAAGCCCAAGCCUGCUCAGGAACUAUCCAAUGAACCUCAACAACAUGGCAAAUCUGAUCAGACAUCAAAAGAAAAACACCACUACAAAAGAGUUUCAAAAUCACCAAGCCGACAGAUCCGGGAAAAAGACGCCUCUGCAAACAAGCCCUACUUCAGCGAUCGGCGAGGAGACGCGGACGUAUUACGGUACGGUACCUUGAACCGUUAUGAAAUUCCACCUUACCGUCGCUAUGGCCAUGGAUUUGUCUUGGGUCUUUCAUUGCGGCAGAAGAUUGACAGAGAAUUAUCUACGGACAAGAAAAUAUAUGUUUCGCCUGCCACGCGCCGACGUCAACAGCGUCUGCUCACAGAUAAACCCACAAAGCGGUCAGGUGAACGUGCGCUGCGUCUAGUAAAAGCCGGCGGCGAUGCCUCAGAUCUCAACCAAGACUUUGUGCUCUUGUCUGCAACCGGCAAAAGGAUGCGGCAUGACAGUGAUGAUGACGAUGACGAUGACGACGAAGGAACACCAGAAUUUGACUAUCGAGGAAUAGAUGAGCCAAAAUCUGCCGAGCCAGCUGACCCAGAUACGCAAUAUGAGUCUGAUGUUGAUGUUACAUUUGAUGCCGAAGUCACUCGCACCAACUCGCGACUCGCGCGGCACACCAAAGAGCACCCUGAAGAUGUUGCAGGGUGGCUGGCGCUGAUCGCUCAUCAGGAGGCCAUGCUAAAGCUUGAGCGGCCAUCUGUUGAGUUGACAGUUUCUGACAAAGCCCAUCUUGCUGACAUACGCAUCGACAUAUACGGAGAAGCCCUUAAGAAGGUCGGUAAACUCCCUGAGGGCCAGUUAAAACUCUAUAAAGGGCUCUUGAAAGAGACCGAGAAAGCAUGGGACAGCGCCAAGCUGGCCAGUAAAUGGAAGGACGUUCUCGCAAAACAUUCAGAGAGCGUGGAACUGUGGAUGAUGUAUCUUGACUUCGUACAGUCGCGAUUCACAACUUUCAAGUAUGAAGAUUGCCGAGCUAUCUUCUUCAAGUGCAUCGAAACUCUUAGUGCAAGCACACAAGAAUUUCCACCUACGAGCAUGCUGCACAUACUACUGCGCCUUACAUCCAUGACAUAUGAAGCCGGAUACCAGGAGCUUUCGGUAGCAAUUUUGCAAGCUUUGCUUGAAUUCUGUAUUCUACGGCCCGCAGAUGAUGCGACCAUCGAAGCGUUUGAGGUGUUCUGGGAUAGUGAGGUAGCACGUAUUGGCGAGCCACAAGCAAAAGGGUGGAAGCAGUACAGUCCAGCAGAUGAGCCUGCAUCGUUUGAGUUUUCCCCCUUGUUAGAGAAAGACUCGUCAGACUCGUUCUUUGAAGACUUCGGAAAACGCGAAACGGAAGCGACAAGACGGCUUGUGAUACCAGGCCGGGCAUCUGACGACAUAGCAGAGGAUGAUGCUUUCCAUACCAUUCUCUUCGAUGACAUAGCACCAUACCUGAAGCUGAUUCCAGAAGACGUACCGCCAAGAAUGCUUGUGGAAGCCUUUCUAUGCUUUUGCGGACUACCUCCUAUGCCAAAGUCGGGCGCGCAUCAGCAAAGCUGGUGGUCCGAUCCUUUUCUGCAACGCCACUGGUCAUCGACUCCCCUAAACGGGGAGGAAUCUUCCAACUUUAUACAAACGCUCAAGCACUUCUCGGAUUGCCCAUCGAAAAGUUUCCAGAUGACAACAGAGCUGUUAUUCGACCAAAAUUUCUCUACCAGUAGCAUCGGACUUGAUACUGAUUUUAUCCGACGACUGCUGAAACUCGUAGCCUCAGAUCCGUCGAGCGACGAUAUCUUUGGAGAGUAUCUUCUUGCGUUUGAACACCGACACUACCCCAGUGAGGCUUUCAAAACAGCAAAGCAACUGCUGAAGGCUCGCCCACCAAGCUUGUGUCUAUACAAUGCUUAUGGAUUAGUUGAAUCCCGACUAGGAAACUCGGAAAAAGCAGAUCAAGUAUUCCGCAUGGUGCUUGGCAUGCAAGCUGGCAAAUCAAAAGAAUUGACUCCGCAAGUAUUGAAACUCCUGGAUAGCUGGGUCUGGGAUGCUCUUCGUAGAGGAGAGAGGAAUUUAGCACUAUGGCGGCUUGUCUCGCCGCACGGUAACCCUCCCUCCGAAACUGCACAAUCGCAACCCGACGAGACCCUCGUAAACAAUACUCGUAUAAGACUCGCCGAGAUCAGCGAACAAGCCCUACUCGCCCAAGACCACACCACUGCAAUCCUCAGCACCUCCCUCUCCGCCCUCCUCCUCUACCUAACAAGCUCCUACUCCAUCACUCUUGCCACAAACCUCCACUCCCACCUCUCAAUCUGGUUCACCUCCCACGCCGCCACUUCCUCCCCCUACGCUGAACUCCACGCCCAAUCCAUAUCCCGCCUCCUCGCCUUCCACACCACCCACGCCCCCAUCGUCAAACCCGCCCUCACCCGCUCAACCCUCGAGCCCCUCCUCGCCCGCUUCCCAGAUAACACCCUCCUGCUCGCCCUCUACGCCGCAAACGAAUCCCGCUUCUCAAUCGACGACCGCGUCCGUGGCGUAAUGCAGCGUACCGCGCUCCAGCACGAAGAACGUAGUAUAGCUGGCUGGGCAUUUGCAAUUCACUACGAGAUGCGAAGGGGGGAGAUUGCGGGCUCAACAGAGCAUUCAGUCCGCGCGCUGUAUAAACGCGCGGUUGAAGCCAGCGGAAAGUGUUGUCCUGCACUAUGGAAAUCGUACAUCAACUUCGAAAUUGCACAGUUACGCCGUCUGCAGCAUACAAUCCAGAUGCGGAAUAAGAAACCACGCCGAGAUGGGAAAAAGAGUAAAGCAGAGAUUAGGCUGGAGGAAGCGAGGCAGAGGGUCAAGGAUACGGUUUAUGCGGGGUUACGCAAUUUGCCUUGGUGUAAGGAUAUUGCUAUGUACGCGUUUGGGGAGGCGAAGGAGGUUUUUGGGGAUGAGGAGAUGUGGAGGGUUUGUAGGGUGCUGGUGGAGAAGGAGUUGAGGGUUUUUGUUGAGGUGGAUGAUGAUGCGGCGUGGGAGGUUGCGAGGGAGAGGGGGUGGACGGUGUGA